AUGUUCAAUCUGCUUAAUUCUGGCGUACCGGAUACGCCCGUUGCGACGAGAGGCGGGGGGUCCGAUGGCGGCGGUGGUGGCGGCGGCUGUCGCGAUGGCGGUGGCGGAUCGGGCAAUGUCAGCGGAGCCGGCGGAUCGGGCAGCGGCAUCUGGUCCGCGACUGGCGGAGCUUCCAGCGACUCAGUUCCAGCCGGACGGCAAAAGGCCACGCACUACACCAAAGAGGAAUCCGUUGCUGUAGCGAGGGCGUGGGAUGCCGCCACAUCCGACCCCAAAGUGGGCACCGAUCAGAACGAGGUGAGCUUUUGGAAGCGCGUCGUAGCGGCGUACAACGAGUUCAAACCUCGCGGUGCCAAAUCGCGUGACGCAGAACAGCUCUGCAAGAAGUGGUCUAGGAUUCUGCCGCCCACCCGGUGGUUCGCGGGCAUAUACCAGAACAAACUGCUCCAUGCGGAGAGUGGCCGAAGCGAGGCUGACGUGAAAACACUUUCGAUGAGCCAAUACAACACGUCGGGCCAUCCCAAGUUCACAAUGUGGGAGGAGUAUCUAGUUCUCGAGGACUGCCCGAAAUUCAAGGCCAUCUGUGCGCAAGAGCAUGCUCUGGCGCCGAAGCGGACAAGACACAAUAUUGCCGGGGACUACAGCAGCGGCAGCGGCUCGCAAUCGUUCGACCUGAACGAAGAGCAAGCCGAAGAGCCCUCCGCUACACACUCUAGGCGCGCCCGCCCUUCGGGACAACAUACCUCUAUCCGACGCGCUAGAGAAGCUGGCGGUUCCUCCCACCGAUCGUCGGCAGCGUCUGGAUCACGCGCCUCGCAGCCCGCGCGUAUACCGCCGUCAAGAGCAAGCGAGGUCUUGAGGGAUAACGUAUAUGUGCACCUGACGCACGAAUUGCAUGAAGUCUGCAGCAAAUACUAG
This is a messenger RNA of Salvia splendens (bonfire salvia), 918 nucleotides long. RefSeq names its product glycine, alanine and asparagine-rich protein-like. Bases 1 to 918 code for a protein of 305 amino acids. The transcript has a single exon. NCBI's taxonomy places the organism in Eukaryota, Viridiplantae, Streptophyta, Magnoliopsida, Lamiales, Lamiaceae. The record is from RefSeq and is a predicted model, not a curated record.